This is a messenger RNA of Cadophora gregata, 1792 nucleotides long. RefSeq lists its product as uncharacterized. Gene Ontology annotation, molecular function: secondary active monocarboxylate transmembrane transporter activity. The transcript is spliced from 4 exons. The record is from RefSeq and is a predicted model, not a curated record. Gene Ontology annotation, cellular component: plasma membrane. The coding region runs from base 222 to 1655 and encodes 477 amino acids. Gene Ontology annotation, biological process: plasma membrane lactate transport. Lineage: Eukaryota; Fungi; Ascomycota; Leotiomycetes; Helotiales; Ploettnerulaceae.
AGUGGCAGUCCUUUAUUCACAAUGUGACACGUGCCAAUCAGACCGGGAACCUCCAGCUGGACAUGAUUCACACCCUACUCGCAAUUACUAGUUCAGGAUGAGCAGGCUGGGAAGAGAAGGUAUAUCGAGCGAAGUCCCCUCGUCUCUGUGAACCCCUUCUUGAUGAAAAUCCUUGAAUCGACCACGGUACGUUCCUGAGAGUCCAGUUGCUUUCCAUCAACAUGCCGAUCAGAACUCGAGAACACCUAGCAACAAGACUUCCGACCUUGAAGCCUCAACUAAAUCCAACUCCAAAUCCACUUGCUCUCCUGCGAGAGUUAUCGCUCUUCCAAUGGCUCUUCUUCUUGGUUGGAUUCUUUGCUUGGACUUGGGACGCGUUUGAUUUUCAUACUGUCACCCUCACCUACCCCGAGCUUGCGGACACGUUCAACAAAAAGUCCUCCGAGAUCUCAGUGGCAGUUACUCUGGUGUUAAUGUUCCGACCGCUGGGUGCUGCAAUAUUCGGCUUUCUUUCGGAUAGAUAUGGUCGUAGGUGGCCAUUCGUGGUCAAUUGCGUUCUGUUGAUAAUCUUCGAACUUGCGACUGGAUUCUGUAACACCUACCGACAAUUUUUGGCUGUACGGGCAAUGUUUGGUAUUGCUAUGGGUGGCAUUUAUGGAAAUGCAGCUGCAACAGCCCUCGAGGACUGUCCAGAGGAAGCAAGAGGACUUAUGUCAGGCGUGUACCAGAGCGGUUGCCCUUUCGGGUAUUUGCUGGCGACAGUAUUCUGGAAAGCGUUCGAUGAUAAGACGCCGCAUGGUUGGAGGCCACUGUUUUGGUUUGGAGCUGGGCCACCUGUUCUGCUCAUCAUAUUUCGAUUAUGUCUACCCGAAACGGAUGCGUACAGCAAGCGGCUUCACUCGCGCAACGAGAAAGCAACUGCUAGAGGUGCAGUCGCAGAAGUGAAAAUAGCGGUAAGAAUGCAUUGGCCACGAUUGAUCUAUUUGGUGUUGUUUAUGGCUGGAUUCAACUACAUGUCCCAUGGCACGCAAGAUAUCGUUGCUCUGAUGCUCAAGAACAAAUAUGAUUUCUCAGCUACCAAGAUCACGCGUGUGAUUGUAAUAGCUAAUAUCGGUGCGAUAACUGGGGGUGCCAUAAUCGGCUACUGCAGCCAGAUUUUCGGACGCCGCGUCUCCAUCAUCGUUAUGUGCAUCCUAGGUGGCUCUCUCCUCUACCCGUACACUUCAACUUCUGGGCCUGGUAUCUACGCAGCAUUCUUCUUCCUACAAUUCUUCGUACAAGGAGCAUGGGGAAUUGUUCCAAUCCACCUUAUCGAGCUGUCACCGCCAGCAAUUAGGACUUUUGUGGUGGGCACAUCAUACCAAUUGGGAAACCUCAUAUCUGCUGCUUCAAAUACAAUCGAGACAACGAUUGGUGAACGGCAUUCGUUGCCUGAUAAGCUGGAGCAUGGAGAAGUUAUUCAUGUUUAUGAUUACAGUGUCGUGAUGAGGAUCUUUACGGCAUGUGUUUUUGUGUAUGUUAUUUUCAUCACAUUUCUGGGUCCGGAGGAGCUAGGGAGAAGCAUGAUUGAGGAUGACGAGGAGGAGAGCUCUGAUGAGAGCGAGGAUAAUGGUCCUCAAGACCAGGUUAGAUUGGAGUCUGGGAAUUGGGCCUGAACUUUUGAGGUAUGGGCAGAAACUUGGGGAUAAGCAAGUCCGCCAGUUGACAAGCGAGAAAAAUUGGAGCUCAUGUUGGGUGUGGAAAAACUCGCGAGAACCGCAGCUACAAAUAAAGAUAUCUAUCUGCAUGGAAG